GGGCUUGGUGGGCGUGGCCUCACGAGGCAGGGGCGGGACCUCCAGUAAGCCUUACCCCGCCCCCCGACACGUGUUUCUGGGCCGGCUAGUAGCUGGGAGAAGAUGGCGCUGCCUGCAGCGGCUGGUCGCGAGGACGAUGGCCAAUUUGGCACCAUGAAGGUCUUCUGUGGGCGAGCGAACCCAACAACAGGCUCAGUGGAGUGGCUGGAGGAGGAUGAGCACUAUGAUUAUCACCAAGAGAUUGCAAGAUCAUCAUAUGCAGACAUGCUGCAUGAUAAAGACAGAAAUGUGAAAUAUUAUCAGGGCAUCCGGGCUGCUGUGAGGAGAGUGAAAGAAAGAGGACAGCCGGCGAUAGUUCUGGACAUCGGAACUGGCACCGGACUUCUGUCAAUGAUGGCAGUUAGUGCUGGGGCUGAUUUCUGCUAUGCCAUUGAGGUUUUCAAACCUAUGGCUGAUGCUGCUGUGAAGAUUGUGGAGAAAAAUGGCUUCAGUGAUAAGAUUAAGAUCAUUAAUAAACAUUCUACUGAAGUCAGUGUGGGACCAGGUGGUGACAUGCAGUCCUAUGCAAACAUCCUGGUCACUGAGCUGUUUGAUACAGAGCUGAUAGGGGAAGGUGCCUUGCCCUCCUAUGAGCAUGCCCAUAAGAAUCUUGUAGAGGAAAACUGUGAGGCAGUGCCUCACAAAGCAACUGUAUAUGCCCAGCUGGUGGAGUCCAGAAGGAUGUGGUCCUGGAAUAAGUUGUUUCCUAUUCAUAUCCAGACAGACAAUGCUGAGAAAAUUAUUGUUGCUCCCUCAGAAAUGGAGAAUUGCCCUGGAGCUCCAUCAGUUUAUGACAUUCAGCUGAACCAGAUGCCAUUGAGUGACUUCACUGUCCUCAGUGAUGUACUGACAAUGUUUAGUGUGGACUUCAGCAAGCAAGUGAAUAGCUCACCAACCUAUCACACAAUGCAGUUUGAGCCUCUAGUGUCUGGCAGAGCACAGGUGGUUCUGUCUUGGUGGGAUAUUGACAUGGAUCCUGAUGGGAAAAUAAAGUGCAGUAUGGCGCCUUACUGGGUGCAUUCUGACCCUAAAAAUAUCCAGUGGCGAGAUCAUUGGAUGCAGUGUGUCUAUUUUCUGCCAAAUGAGGAGCCAGUGAUCCAGGGUGAAUCCCUCUAUUUGACUGCUCACCGUGAUGAUUAUUGUGUGUGGUACAACCUUCAUAAAACCAGGCUUGAAAAAAGCAAGAGUAACUUCCACGGAGAGCGUCCAGUCUGUGAAUGUCAAGCCCAUUUGCUCUGGAACCGGCCACGGUUUGGAGAACUCAAUGACCAAAGCAGAACCGAACAGUACAUCCGAGCACUGAAGAAGGUAUUGAAAGCAGACAGUGUUUGUCUCUGCAUCAGUGACGGUAGCCUGCUUCCAAUACUGGCUCACUGUGUGGGGGCAGAACAGGUAUUCACAGUAGAGAACUCGGCAGUGUCACAUCGACUGAUGAAAAAAAUUUUUAAGGCUAAUCACCUAGAGGAUAAAAUUAGCAUAAUAGAGAAGCGUCCAGAAUUACUCACCUCUGCAGAUUUGGGUGAUAGAAAGAUCUCUGUUCUUCUUGGGGAGCCUUUCUUCACAACAAGUCUGUUGCCAUGGCACAAUCUGUACUUCUGGUAUGCAAGAACAGCUGUGAUUGAACACCUCGCCAACAACAUCACAGUGUUGCCACAAGCUGCCUCCUUGCACAUGGUGGUGGUUGAGUUCAAGGACCUGUGGCGGAUCCGAAGUCCAUGUGGUAGCUGUGAAGGCUUUGAUGUUCACAUUAUGGAUGAUAUGAUUAAGCACUCGCUGGACUUCAGGGAAGCCCGGGAAGCGGAGCCUCACCCUCUCUGGGAGUACUCAAGCAGAUGCUUGUCGGAGCCCCAGCUGGUCCUGACGUUUGACUUUCGCAAGCCUGUUCCUCAGCAGCCACUUAGUGCCAAAGGCUCCAUCACCCUGCAGAGGCCUGGAAGGAGCCAUGGAGUGGUCCUUUGGAUGGAGUACCAACUGACUGCCGGGAGCUCGGUCAGCACAGGACUGGUCCGGAUGCCUGAGGCCCAGGGUGAGUGCUCCUGGAAUCCCCACUGCAAACAGGCUGUUUAUUUCCUUAAUUCUACUUUGGAAACAAAAACUCAGGACAGUCCCCAGACUGUCACCUAUGCCCUUGAGUUUAACCCAAAGGUGGGGGAUAUUUCCAUGGAUUUCAGGCUUAUAAGCUAAAGUUAAUUUGUUCUCCUGGACUUUUCUAGUUAUAAAGAAAUAAAGUAGCACAGGAGCUGUUA
This is a messenger RNA of Trichosurus vulpecula (common brushtail), 2285 nucleotides long. RefSeq names its product protein arginine methyltransferase 7 (gene PRMT7). The transcript is spliced from 18 exons. The coding region runs from base 103 to 2223 and encodes 706 amino acids. Lineage: Eukaryota; Metazoa; Chordata; Mammalia; Diprotodontia; Phalangeridae. The record is from RefSeq and is a predicted model, not a curated record. Gene Ontology annotation, biological process: peptidyl-arginine methylation. Gene Ontology annotation, molecular function: protein-arginine N-methyltransferase activity.